Molecule: messenger RNA, 1068 nt
Organism: Aedes albopictus (Asian tiger mosquito)
Lineage: Eukaryota; Metazoa; Arthropoda; Insecta; Diptera; Culicidae
Product: protein atonal-like
Exons: 1
Coding region: 316-936 (206 amino acids)
Biological process (GO): axon development; sensory organ development; positive regulation of transcription by RNA polymerase II
Cellular component (GO): nucleus
Molecular function (GO): protein dimerization activity; E-box binding; DNA-binding transcription factor activity, RNA polymerase II-specific
Source: RefSeq, a predicted model, not a curated record
GGAAAGAGCGUAGAUGGCAACAGUGCGCGCAGCAUCCAUUCUCUCGCCUGCUUCGAUCCGGCUUUUUUCCGCAUCCCUGAUUGGUCGGGUGGCACGUGCGUGCCUGAAGAACCAACAAAUUUCGAGGAGAAAUACAGAGCGGAGAGAGUUUGCGAGGGGAACUAGCACUGAAAUUCGGUUUCACGUUGUUCCUUCUUGCUCUGGAUCAGAUCACCGGUAUAAAGUUAUCCCUACCGGCAGGGAUCUGAUUUAGUUUUGAUUUACUUCUGUUCGUGUGAAGACGUUCUACUCAAAAGUGACCCAGUGUGACUAGCCAUGGCUGAAGAGUUGAUCUACCGCCAGUAUUUCUACAACUACCAUCAACACCAACAGUUCCAUCAUCCCCAAACGAUGGAUUUCACUCCUCCCUCGAGCAGUCCGGAGUUUGUCCCGUCGACGCUAAGCUUCGUUCCGGAGUCCUUCGAUCUGCCUCAGUACAACAGCGAUACCGAGUGGAUGACGGCCAGCCCCGGAAGCAGUGGAUCUCCAAGUCCAUCCAUCGACUACAGCCUCACCAGUCAAAGCAUGGCAUCCUUUGACGCAAAAGUGAAACCUUCUUCCUCGAGCCGACCAAUUUCCAACUCGGCCAAGGUCCUCAGCCAGAUCGAGCAACUGUUCGAGGACAGCAGUGCGUCCGAUAGUGACCUGCUGGCCAACAGUGACAUCCCGACGAAGAUCAAGAUCAAGCGGGGUACGGCGAUUCCGACGGUGAUCAAGCGGAAGCGACGUCUGGCGGCCAAUGCCCGGGAGCGGAAGCGCAUGCGAGGGCUGAACGAGGCGUUCGAUCGGUUGAGGGAGCACCUUCCAGCAGGUGGGGACGAUCGGCAGUUGUCCAAGCAUGAAACCCUACAGAUGGCGCAGACUUAUAUUACGGCGUUGUGCGAGUUGCUGGUUUGAAGUGUGUGUGUGGGGGAGAGUGGAUGGGAAGUGGAAUCGUUACUGAGGCGGGCCAUAUAUUAGGAUGUGAAUCAAGUCAUUAAGUUAAUUCCGUACGUAGUUUAUUGUUAAAUAAAGUGUCAGUAUUAUUGA